Messenger RNA from Raphanus sativus (radish), 1888 nucleotides. Its product is annotated as zinc-finger homeodomain protein 4. The record is from RefSeq and is a predicted model, not a curated record. Bases 724 to 1638 code for a protein of 304 amino acids. Gene Ontology annotation, cellular component: nucleus. Gene Ontology annotation, biological process: regulation of developmental process; regulation of DNA-templated transcription. NCBI's taxonomy places the organism in Eukaryota, Viridiplantae, Streptophyta, Magnoliopsida, Brassicales, Brassicaceae. The transcript is spliced from 2 exons. Gene Ontology annotation, molecular function: DNA-binding transcription factor activity; transcription cis-regulatory region binding.
GUCCUCUCCCCACCACUCUGACACAUUUUAUCUCUCUAAGAAUGGUGUAAAUUUGAUGUCUGAUAGUGCAAGCAAAGCAAUCACUCAAGACUUCCAAUUUUCUUCGUUUCUCCCCUUCUCUGGACAAUAUUUGUUUUAGAGUAUUUGAAUUCUUUUUUUUUGAAAUAAAGAGUAUUUGAAUUCUUCAUCCUACAUAAACUAUAGUUAGGUUAUAUACUAUAGCUUAUGAACGAUUUUCAAAUACCCCAUGAUUGAACUAUAUUUUAUAGUGUAACUAGUAAAAAAUAGUAGCAAAACUGCCAUAACUAAAUUCUAUAAAGACGAAUGGAGAGAGCGAAAUAGUUUGAAAAUAUUUAUUUUUGUAUUUGCACAAAAAUAUAGUUUGUUUUCUCUUUCUCUCUUGCUUUAUUAGUCUUGAGGCUUUUACUAUUAAUACCGUAAGUCUUCUUAGUUUAAGACAUUGUCUUCACAUCCAAAACCAAAAUAAAAUAUUUGUCUCUUCUCUUCCUUUAAAGUCUUUCAUUACAAGACCCCAAACAUCUAAUCUUUCCUUGGCUGGUGCUGACUAUAUCUUUAACAAUGUUCUGACCUUUUGAAGCAUAUUAAGAUCAAAGUCUACUGCUUUCAGUUCUGUAGUUUUCUAUAGCUUACUCCUUCGCUAGCCUCUCUAUCCCCAAACCAAGAAACAUUUUGCAACACUUCUGUACAAGAGUUGAUAAGAAAAUGAAUAUUGCAAGUCAAGAAGAUCAUGAUAUGCCUAUCCCAUUAAACACUACAUAUGUUGGUGGUGGUGGUCAUGGUCAUAUGAUCCAUCAUCCUCAUGAUCAUCAUGCUGCUGAUUCUGCUCCUCCAACUCACAAAAACAUUACUACUACUCAACCACCGCAAAGGCCGUUACAUGCGAAUGGUCAUGGCAACAAUAAUGAUGAUGAUCAUCAAGAUCCAUACCAUGUUGGUUACCACGCAAUCAUCAAGAAACCUAUGAUAAAGUACAAGGAGUGUCUCAAGAACCAUGCAGCAGCAAUGGGAGGCAAUGCUACUGAUGGGUGUGGAGAGUUUAUGCCAAGUGGUGAAGUUGGCUCCAUUGAAGCUCUCACUUGCUCAGUUUGCAAUUGCCACAGAAAUUUCCAUAGAAAAGAAGUUGAAGGUGAAACCCCGGCCACCGCCAUUUCCUCUUACCACCAACCGCCUCCACCGCGAAAACUCAUGGUCAACCACCACAAUAUCAGAUCAGCCAUGCCUCACCAAAUGAUCAUGCCGAUAGGAGUUUCUAACUAUCGGUACAUGCAUAACUUGGAAUCCGAUGACUUCAUGGAACAAGAAGGCGUAACCCCCGCAUCUAGACCACCACCUUACAACCAGAAGAAGAGGUUUAGGACGAAGUUCACACCAGAACAGAAAGAGAAGAUGCUGAGUUUUGCUGAGAGGGUUGGGUGGAAGAUACAAAGGCAAGAAGAUAGCGUUGUUCAGAGAUUUUGUGAAGAGAUUGGAGUGAAGAGAAGAGUCCUUAAGGUUUGGAUGCACAACAACAAGCUCCAUUUCUCCAAUAAGAACACUAGCAACAACAUUAACCUCGACAACGAUAAGAUCAACAACGUUAACAAUGUUGAUCUAUCCGGUAAUAACGACAUGAUUUAGUAUUAAGUACGUUAUUUUUAUGAUUUGAUUAUGAGAAUUCAUCUUUAUGUUAGCUAUUAGGGUUUGAAUAAUAUUUUCUAGUUGGUGUGGUUAUAUUUAUAUUAUGUAAACUCGUUUUGCUAUUUGACUAUGGAUUAUACUUGUCGUAUAUCUUUUCUAGUCUGGUUAAUGUAGUGUCUAUUUUCCUUUGGAAGUUAUAUAUAUGUUGACUUCUUGUAAUAAAUGUAUGGUCAGUUGUAUUUGUGGUCUU